Molecule: messenger RNA, 2025 nt
Organism: Ogataea philodendri
Lineage: Eukaryota; Fungi; Ascomycota; Pichiomycetes; Pichiales; Pichiaceae
Exons: 1
Coding region: 1-2025 (674 amino acids)
Biological process (GO): sexual reproduction; regulation of pseudohyphal growth; regulation of DNA-templated transcription
Cellular component (GO): Tec1p-Ste12p-Dig1p complex; Ste12p-Dig1p-Dig2p complex; nucleus
Molecular function (GO): DNA-binding transcription factor activity
Source: RefSeq, a predicted model, not a curated record
AUGGCAGAGACGGGGAAUGAGGUCGUUUUAGAUGAAGUGCCCUCGUCAUACAAGUCAAACAACCCUUCAGACCAAACAGUGAACUCCGUUGAGGCGUCAUUGAGAUUAAUCGAUGAUCUUAAGUUCUUCUUAGCCACGGCACCUGUCAAUUGGCAUGAGAACCAGGUCAUCAGAAGAUACUUUCUCAACAAGGAAGAGGGGUUCGUGUCUUGUGUGUACUGGAACAACUUGUACUUCAUCACGGGAACCGACAUCGUGCGCUGUAUCGCAUACAAAAUCCACCAUUUUGGUCGAACCAUAAUUGAUCGCAAGAAGUUCGAGGAAGGAAUCUUCAGUGACUUGCGUGCUCUCAAGUGCGGCACCGACGCCAUCCUGGAAAACCCAAGGUCACCUUUUUUGAAGUUCCUCCACAAGAACCAAUGCUUACGGACUCAGAAGAAACAAAAAGUCUUCUUUUGGUUCAGCGUACCCCAUGAUAAGCUCUUUGCAGAGGCUCUCGAGAGAGACCUCAAAAAGGAGUAUGGAAACCAGCCGGCCACCACUAAAGCCGUUUGUGAGCCAUCUCUAUCAAUGACAUUUGAUCAUUCCAUCCCUCUAACAGAUCAGAUUAUGAAACAUAUCGAGAAAGACGGAGGUGCCCGUAGAAACGAUGUCUAUGAUGCCGAUGCAGACACAAAGACUGAACAGGUGGUCAGAACUCCGGUCAGCGACCAGAAGCCAGUCGGGAAGUUCCAACCAAUUAAGGAGGAACAAACAAACAACAUCUCCACGGACGAUGAAGACUUCCCACUAGACUUCUUGCCAGCUGAAUCAUCCGGCCGCGACCAUUAUCAAUACGGUACAACACCUGAUGGCACAUGCAUCAGCUACGGCCACCAUCCAUCUUUUUACAUGGACCCUUCCCUCUAUGCUCCGUCUCCUGGGAAGUACUAUUUUAUGGACGAUUACCUAUUGGACCAAGCCACACCGGUCGUUCCAGUUAUGGUUGGAUCUCAGCAACAUAGAUAUCAAUCUGGAGGUCCACCAUCGGCAACGAACCCGCUGAAUUUGCGCAUGACCCCAAGGGUUGCAAGUGCCUCUUUGCGCGCUGCAACCCCAAAGAGUGCUACAUUUUCGCACGCCGCCCACGCGGCCGCCUACGCUCACGCUUAUUCCCAGCAACAGACUCUCCAGUUAGUUCCAUCGCCAACAUCGUUGGUCAAUGGAAACAAUCCAGCCGCAGAAUCUAGGUCUCAGUCGCGUUCAGGUAACAGCGACAAAGAAGAUUCCAAGUCUGCUCCGCAGGUGCUUUUAAGCUACCCAUCGUAUCCAACAAGCAGCAGUGCUUUGCUUGACAUGGAGACCGAUCCGUUCCAGCACCAGGCAAUGCUGCAAUUGUCGUCUGCCGGACACUUUCCGUAUGGGUUGUACGGACCAUCGCCAUACUAUUCCGAAUUCCCAUCCGUUCCGUACGCGCAACCAAUGUCAGCAGCUAUUUUCCAAUCUCCGGUUCUUCAGUAUUUUGGAUCGUCGAAAGGAUACGCCACAAUGGACACAUCUAAUCAGUCGCACCAAUACUCUUCCAAUGGUAGGUUGAAAGAGAGAACCACUCCAACGAGUGCUUUAUCUAACGUUCAAACUACCAGGAACGGAAAGGCGUUGCCCAAAGGUAUUCUUGUCCGCGACAAAGUGCCUACAGUAAACGGGGGCCGUGUUACAAAGAACGUGAAGGUUAGGGGUAAGCAAAAGCUGAUGAAUCCGUCGUUGCAACAUCUUGAUCUGGACAGCCUUUACGACGAGAACGGAGAGGCGUACAGCGAUGCGAGCGACGAGGCGGAAAACAGGGUUUUUGUAAAACAUGAGCACGAAACCAUGGACGACGAGAGCUGGAGAACGAGAAACGAACAAAAUCCUGCAUCGUUGACCCCGAAGGGACUAGUUGAUGCUAGUGUGAGCAUGUCUAAUUCCGACACCGGGUCAAGAAGCUCGCCUGAAGAAGAUGGCUCUAUGGGGCUUGAUCCUUCCAAGAGUGAGAAUGAUGAUUGA